Molecule: messenger RNA, 1101 nt
Organism: Tachyglossus aculeatus (Australian echidna)
Lineage: Eukaryota; Metazoa; Chordata; Mammalia; Monotremata; Tachyglossidae
Gene: SIGLEC15
Product: sialic acid binding Ig like lectin 15
Exons: 8
Coding region: 1-1101 (366 amino acids)
Biological process (GO): regulation of actin cytoskeleton organization; regulation of bone resorption; regulation of osteoclast development
Cellular component (GO): plasma membrane
Source: RefSeq, a predicted model, not a curated record
AUGCCAUAUGGGCUGGGGCAUGGACUGGUCCUCCUUGCUCCUGGCCUCCUGGCUCAGCCUCUUCAGAAUGGGUUUAAAUCAAAAGGACAGUUGACUGGGCAGUACGGGACACUGGUUGACCAAUGCAGUUCAAAAGGAGCAACUUACAGGUGGCACACUUGCAUACCUGAAAAUCAGACUCCCGGGAGCCAGAGGACUUGGGUUCUAAUCCCAGCUCCGCUAUUUGUCUGCUAUGUUACUGUGGGUGCCCCUUCCCACAAGUGGUCCAUGCAGGUGCCCUCGGAUGUCACCGGGGAAGCCGGAGGUUCGGUGGUCCUGCCCUGCACCUUCACCCACCCCCACAAGUCUUACGACGGGCCACUCACAGCCAUCUGGAGAGUCCGGGAGCCCUACGACGGGGCCCCGGUGUUCCAGUGUGUGGCACCCGCUGCCAGUGACCACUGCCGGACCACCAUCAGCUACAAGAGCAAAUACAAGCUCCUGGGCAACCCCCGGCACAAUGACCUCUCCAUCAAAAUCGACAACCUGACCUGGAGCGACAACAACCGCUACUUCUGCCGGGUGGAGUUUGCGGGGGACGUCCGCGACCGUUACGAGAGCAGGGUGGGCGUUCGGCUCCACCUGACCGCCUCGCCGAGGAUUGUCCACAUCACUGUGCACGCCUCUCAGGACCAGGCCUUCAGCGCGCUGUGCACGGCCGAGGGGGAGCCUCCACCCUCCCUCAUCUGGAGCGGGCCGGCCGCCACCAAUCGCACCGCCACGUCCAACCGGGAGCACCAGGUCACCAAGGAGUUGCACGGCCUGGCCCAGGAUGGCCGUUACACUUGCACGGCCACCAACCCCUACGGCCAGGCCGAGGGGAGCGUCUACUUCUACAGAUUCAGAGCCGGGGCCAGCGCCUCCUUCCUGCUCCCUGGGCUCCUGUCUUCCCUGGGGGCCAAGCUUGGCCUGUUGCUGGCCAUCUUGGGGGCCAUCGCCUUCUGGGGCAGAGGACGUUCAGCGGCUCAGGUUCCUGUGUCUAGGUCCCAGGCCCAGGAGUCGACAUAUGAAAACUUCGAACGCGGGAAUAACCGGGGCAACCUGCCUGCAGUGUCAGAAUAG